AUGGCUCCUAAGCCGAAACCUACGGAAAAACAAGAUAAAAAACCAGCAGGUGGAGGUGAUAAAAAAGCUCAAGGUAGUGAGAAAAAACCCUCUACUGCUGGUGGAGAUAAAAAACCUCCUCAAGAGAAAAAGCCAGCAGCUGGAGGUGACAAAAAAGGUGAACCAUCUACUGCUAAGAAAGCACCUCAAAAUGCUCAAAAGCAGCAACCUCCUAAAGAUAGUCAGAAAAAACCUAAUGCAGUAGCAGACAAAAAGACAGGUGGAGGUGAUGCUAAAAAAGCUGCUCCUCCAGCCAAAAAGCCAGCUUCUGCUUCAGGAGACAAGAAGGCAACACCUGCUGCUGCUGCUGCUGGUGGUGGUGGCAAAAAAGGUGCUCCAGGAAGUGGAGACAAAAAACCAGCUUCUGCUGGUGAUAAAAAACCUGCUGAUAAGAAACCAGCAGAGAAGAAACAAGGUGCUGGUGAUAAGAAACCAGCUGAUAAAAAGCAAGGAGAAAAGAAAGCUACUGUUGACAAGAAACCAGCUGAGAAAAAACAGGGAGCGGGUGACAAAAAACCAAAAUCUGCUGGUGAUGAUAAAAAAUCAGCUAAACAGCAAGCAGCUCCUGACAAAAAGCCCAAGUCUGCUGGUGACAAGCAAGCAGCAGGAAAAGAUAAAAAACCAGCUGUUGGAGAAAAGAGACCAGCUUCUGGAGCUGAUAAGAAGGCUGUUAAAGAUAAAAAACCACCAGAGAAAAAACAAGCUGUUGGAGACAAAAAACCAGGGGAUAAGAAACAAGCAGACAAAAAACCAGCUGGUAAAGAUAAGAAACCUGGAGACAAAAAGGUUCCAGUCGUAGAAAAAAUGCAAGAAAAGAAAGUUGCAGGAUCCAAAUCAGCUCCACCACAAUCGAAAUCUGCUAAAGCAACAAAGAAACCUGCAUCUGCUCCACCUACAUCAGCUCCACCAGCCAAAAAAGCUGCAAAGAGUAGUUCUGCUGCUUCAUUCCAAAAGACAGCAGCUAAACCUUCUCUAAUGAAAGAUUCUAAAGCAAAAGUUACAAAACCCCCAAGCGCAAAAUCAUUGUCCAAACCGAUUUCAAAAACAUCAGCAAAAGUUUUAUCAAAAUCUAAAACAAGUAUGAAAUCGGCAGCCACUAAGAAAAUAGAUAAACCUAAAAAGAGUUCAGCUAUGAAAGGUCUAAAGGGUAAAGCUGCAAAAUUAGCUUUGUUAAAAGCUUUGAAAACUAAAAAGAAGGUUAUGAAAGGAACUAAUUUAACUAAAACUAGGAAAAUAAGAACUUCCGUUCACUUCAGAAGGCCGAAAACAUUCAAACCUCCAAGAAAUCCAAAAUACCCUAGGAAAUCAGUACCCCGAAGAAAUAGAAUGGAUGCGUUCAACAUUGUUAAAUACCCGUUGACGAGUGAAGCUGCUAUGAAAAAAAUCGAAGACAACAACACAUUAGUCUUUAUUGUUCACACGAAAGCGAACAAGCGACACGUUCGGGCGGCCGUUAAGAAAUUAUACGACGUAGAAGUUGCUAAAGUGAAUACGUUAAUUAAACCGGAUGGUAAAAAGAAAGCAUACGUUCGUUUGACUAGUGAUUACGAUGCAUUAGAUGUCGCCAAUAAGAUAGGCAUAAUCUAAAUGAUUUUAAUUUACUUUAAAAACGAAUUUCAAUAAGUACUGCGUACUUCCGUUUGUAAUUACUCACGAUGUGUGUUCUUCAAUGGUUUCUGUCUCCUCCUUGAUAUUUGAUUCGGAAUUAUUUUAUUUUUAUUUUUAUUAUUAUCAUCACUAACACGAUUAUUAUUAUUAUUAUUAUUACUUUUUUUUUAAUGUAAAACAAGCCAAAAAGAAAAACGAAAUUUGGCUACCUAC
Molecule: messenger RNA, 1860 nt
Organism: Pediculus humanus corporis (human body louse)
Lineage: Eukaryota; Metazoa; Arthropoda; Insecta; Psocodea; Pediculidae
Product: Nucleolin, putative
Exons: 5
Coding region: 1-1626 (541 amino acids)
Biological process (GO): translation; ribosomal large subunit assembly
Cellular component (GO): cytosolic large ribosomal subunit; ribosome
Molecular function (GO): rRNA binding; structural constituent of ribosome
Source: RefSeq, a predicted model, not a curated record